Messenger RNA from Talaromyces atroroseus, 2226 nucleotides. RefSeq lists its product as hypothetical. The transcript has 2 exons. Gene Ontology annotation, molecular function: RNA binding; pseudouridine synthase activity. Gene Ontology annotation, cellular component: nucleus. Gene Ontology annotation, biological process: pseudouridine synthesis. Lineage: Eukaryota; Fungi; Ascomycota; Eurotiomycetes; Eurotiales; Trichocomaceae. The record is from RefSeq and is a predicted model, not a curated record. Bases 1 to 2226 code for a protein of 741 amino acids.
AUGGAGGGAGACGAGAUCGUCGAGUCGCCGCGCAAGCGACUAAAGACUGACAAUGUUCACACCACAGACAAUGACAUAGCUGCCGCAAUUGCCAACGCCGACAGCUCGGCAAACUCUUCGACCCCCUCAGGAGCAGCAAGGGAAGUCGAUGUCGGGAUCACGGAAUUCGUCAGCGCAGAAAUUCCUGGCUUUGAAGGUAUACUUAAGAAAAGGUAUACCGAUUUCCUGGUGAACGAAAUUCUCCCGUCCGGAGAGGUGCUUCACCUGCAAAAUCUCAAAGUACCCAAGUCGCUGCAGUCUCGACCUGUCAAAGAUACAAAGCCGGAUGUGCACGGCGCAGAAGAUGCAGACCAUGCCGAAGGCGAAGCAGCUGCUUCCAAGGAUGCAACUCAUCAGACGGCCGCAGCCGAGUUUAAGCUAUCAGAAGAUGACCGAGCACAAUUUGAAUCACUCUUCGGAACAGAGUCCUCAAAAAUCAUAGAAUUUCAUGCUCGGAUCCUUGCAUCUCCAAAAUCGCCGCCUAAAAGGUUUGGCCAGAUCGAAGCCGGUAUUGUCGAUGACAAGGAUGUGCGCACCAAGAUGCAUAUGACGUUGCGACGUGUGUUCAAUUCUCUCUUGGAAUCCAAGACAGAUAAAGAGAAUACUAUGAUCAUAUCUGCUGCACCGAACAGACAUAAAAACUCCGCAAGAGGUUUUCGUGGCGAAAGUGGCCGACAGUCUGAUAAGUCUGCCUGGGCUGAGCGAGCCGGCUCCUACCUCCAUUUUACCAUCCACAAGGAAAACAAGGAUACCAUGGAAAUUAUUUCUUUCCUUGCUCGCCAGAUGAAAAUGCAUGCCAAGAGCUUCAAGUUUGCCGGGACAAAAGAUCGCCGCGGUGUCACAGUCCAGAGAGCCUGUGUCUUCAAAGUUGUUGCGGAACGUCUUGCCGGCGUGAACAAAACUUUGCGAAAUGCCGCAUUGGGCGAUUUCACGUAUGAGAAGCAUCCAUUGGAUCUCGGAGAUCUCGAGGGCAAUGAGUUUGUUAUUACGCUUCGAGACUGCCAAUUUCCCAAAGACACUGAUGUCUCGUCUAUCAGCAAAGCAGAAGAGAUUGUGGGUCAAGCCAUGUACAAUUUGCGUCAACGUGGAUAUCUUAAUUACUAUGGAAUGCAACGAUUUGGGACCUUUUCAAAGGGAACGCACGAGGUAGGCACCAAGAUGAUCCAGGGCGAUUUCAAGGGUGCUGUGGAUACUAUCAUGCAUUUCUCUCCUCAAACUCUCGCAGCAGCUCAGAACGCCGAAGCCGGUCCAGUGGUUGGAUCAGACGAUAAGGCUCGGGCUGAAGCAAUCCAUAUUUUCCAGACGACUCGAAAUAUGCAUAAUGCGCUUGAAAAGAUGCCGAAGAAGUUCUCAGCCGAGUCAGCUAUUAUUCGUGUACUUGGCCGUUCAAGCAACGACUAUCUUGGCGCGCUGCAAAACAUUCCUCGCAACUUGCGUUUGAUGUAUGUGCAUGCCUACCAGUCUCUUGUCUGGAAUUUCGCUGCUAGUGAACGCUGGCGCCUCUACGGUGACAAGGUUGUAGAAGGAGAUUUGGUCAUUUCCAACCAGAAAAAGACUGUCGCAGAAGAAGAGACAGUCGAUGCUGACGGCGAAGUCAUUGUUACACCACAGUUUGACGAUAGUUCUACCGCAGUAGACGAUGCCAUUACCCGCGCGCGCCCACUUUCGGCUGAAGAAGCUGCCAGCGGGGAAUACACAAUUUUUGACAUCGUUCUUACGCUUCCAGGCUAUGACGUUGCGUAUCCGGAAAACCAAAUGAAGGAGUUUUACAAAACCUUUAUGGCUAGUCAGCAGGGAGGAGGCCUGAAUCCAUUUGAUAUGCGUCGUAAAUGGAAAGAUGUCAGUCUCCAUGGCGGCUAUCGCAAGUUGCUCAACAGACCGGGCCCUACCUACUCUUAUGAAGUCAAGGCUUAUUCGAAGGAGGAUGAGCAAUUCACAACAACGGAUCUGGAGCGCUUGAAAGCUGCAGUGGCAACAAAGGAGGCGGACAACAAAACAGACAAUGGAGAAACAGCAGUAUCUGGCGUGUCCACACAACCUGGUGGUGGCAAUGGUGCAGAUGCUAAGAAAAUUGCCGUUAUCCUGAAAUUCCAAUUGGGAUCUGGUGAAUAUGCGACGAUGGCGUUGAGAGAACUGAUGAAAUCCGGAGGGCUGAAAGAGUAUAAGCCAGAAUUUGGCGGACGAUGA